GAGACAGGACAGCGCUUUGUCGGCAAUAUUUCUGCCUCUUUUUCUGCGAGACCAACGCGGCAGAGGAUUUGCUGUCAGGUUCGGUUGAGAAGCCGGCAACCAGCCAGAGCGCGGCAUCCCAGGUGACCUCUUUUUACCUUUUUUCUUCUGGACCUUCCUCUUUCUCCGCUUCUUAACUGAACUCCUCGGAGGCAAGACACCCGGUGGAGGUAGAGGUGAGCGCCUGGCGCCGUCGCUGCGCCGGCGAGCAGCUCGCGUUCGUCGACAUGGGAGUCUGGUCGGCGACCUCUUUCCAGUUUUUCGCUGCUUCUCUCUGUCUUUCUCGAUUGUCUUUCUGCGCCGUCUUGCCUCCUCGCCUGAGCGAGUUCGCUCUUGAAUGCGCUCCGUCGCCGUCUCCCCUGCUUGCUGUGCGGCUUCGGGACCGCCUCUCCGUGGCGUGUGUCUGUACACCUGGAGGCGCAUGAGUCUUCCGGUUUCUGUUUUUUUGGGGCCUCGGCGAGUCAUGGGAGAGGUUCAGAGUCGGACCACCGCCGCCGACUUCUGUCCAGCUUGCGGCCGCCGAUUUCUGACGGUUUUUUCCUCUCUCCAAGCCGCCUCCAGACAGGAGUGAGAGCGCGAGGCCUCUGCCUCCCAAGCGACCUGGUUGCGCAGGAGUCACGCGGCGCAUGCAGAGGAAAGAAACACCCAGAAAGGGGAAGGACAGAAGAGCGAGACGCGAAGAACAAACGAGAGAGAGAGGUAACGGAACCGGAACGAGAAGCUACGGAUACACACAAAGGAGUUAAGUGCCUCGCUGCGGAGAAACAGUGCCAUGGAACCGAUUCGUUUGCGCGGAAAGAGCUCUCGCUUCUGUCUCGUUCUCUCCUCUCUCUUUCUCCCUUGUCUUUUUCUGUCUCCUUGUUAGCUGCGCGCUUCGGAGGAGCCUGUCUUUCUCCGACGACCUCGACAGCUGUGACCGUUCUCGUUUGCAUCCUGCGACGUCCUGCAGAGAUCACUGUAAAUCCCCUUUGCCCUCGUCUUGUUGGCAUGCGUUCGAACACCGGGAGUCUGUCUUCUCGCUCUGAGCUCUCCUGGAAAUAAGAACUCUUUCUCUCUUCACGUCUUCCUCCUUACCUGUCUUUGUAUCCUCUUAACAGCUGAAAAAUUCCUUUGCAUGCGUCUGGAUCUACGUUUAAAUGUGGGUGUGUCGGUGAUGAGAAUCGUAGAUGGAGAAGCGUCUCCUGUGCAGAAGCUUUGUUUCUCGCUUCCGCCUGUGAGUUCCCUCGUCACCUGUUUCCUCUGUCUCUCUCAGGACCCAUUCUCGUUGGGUUUGUUCCCUUCCUUCAUAACCGCUCCCUAUUAUCUCGUUUCGGUUUUCCUUCCUCUCUUCGUCUCCUCGUCUCUCGAUGCUUUUGCGUCACCUUUCACCUCUUCGUCUGCUCUGCACCUCUCUUGGUCUUCCUCUCGCUGCUUCCCCUGUCUCUCUUCAUCCUUUCCUGUUCUUUCUCGUCUGGCCCUCGCGUUCUCCCUGGCUCCCCGCUGUCUUCGUCUUCUUUCAAGAUGUUUCAGUCGCGGACGUCUCUGCCGUCGCUGAUUCGCGGCCUGCGCGCUGCACAGCAGGAGGGCAACGACGACGAGUUCCUUUCUGCGUCGCUGCAGCAGAUCAAGGAGGAACUCGUUUCUGCGUCCAGUCCGGCCUCGCAGUCUCUGUCCUCUCUCCUGGGACGCGCGCCGAGCGCCAGCGUCCGGAGCACCGCGCUGCUGAAGCUCGCCUACUUGCAGAUGCUCGGAGUCGACCUGGGCUUCGCGACUUUCUCCGUCGUCGAGGCCAUGAGUGUGCAGUCGUUCACGCUCAAGCGGCCAGCGUACUUUGCAUGCGCUCUCGCCUUCGCCUCGCCUCUCUCCGCUACGAGCCUGCGCGCGAGAGAGAACGACGCCUGCGCCCGCGAGGAGGCACAAGACGGAAGACAGCUCUCAGGAUCAGGCGCAGAGGGCAGAAACCUCGCCGACGAGAAACAAAAGCAGCAGCAGGCGCUUUCUCUCCUCACGACCAAUCUCUUCAAGAAAGACUUCAACAGCAAAGAAACUCACGAAACGAGCCUUGCACUGUCGACGCUUGCGGUGAUGUCGACGCCUGAGAUCGCUGCGGCUCUGCUGCCGGAUGUUCUUCUUUUGCUGGCUUCGUCGCGCUCGAUUCUCCGGAAGAAAGCGGCAGUGUGCGCCAGUCGAUUCCUCAUUCAAGUUCCUGCUCUGCUUCCGUCGUCCUUCCCCAAACUGCGCCAGCAGUUGAUGUCGGAAGAGGAGACGCCGGUGGUGACUUCCUUGUGCUCGGCGCUUCUGCAGCUGAUUGCGGAGAGGCCGCAGCAGUAUCUCUCGUUAGUGCCUCCACUUUUUCACCUGCUCUGCGCGAGCUCGAGUAACUGGUUGUCGCUGAAGCUCCUGAAGAUCUUUGCGCUGCUCGCGCCGUUCGAGCCUCGCCUGCCUCUGAAGCUUCUCAGACCUCUCCGGACGCUGCUCGAGCAGAGUCGCGCCAAGAGCGUGGAAGUUGAAAUUCUUCGUCUCAGCUUGCUUCACUUUCCUUUCGAAGAAGCAGCUGCGAAGGCGCGGCGCACCGCCGCUGCGGGAGCUCUCCUCGCGAACUCCGAAGUCGCGGGCGAAGAGCCUCCGCGCGAGGACGGGGGCGAAUGCGAGCUGGACGCGUUUCUGCGAAGCUGUCUCCGCCGCAUACAUGCGCUGCUCACAAGUGCAGACAGAAAUCUCCGCUGCGUAGGAGUUGACAUUCUCGCGAGGCUCUUCGCGGAGAAGAGAGACAUGGCUGCAGACGUCGCGGCGUGCAUCCCGGAGUUUCGCAAGUUUGUGCUGCAGGCUGCCGAGGAGUGCGACCCGACCAUUCGCUCGCGAGGCAUCGACUUGUUGACGAAAACGGCGACGGCGGAAUCGUUCACGCAGAUCGCCGAGCAACUCGUCGCGGCCGCGGGCGCUCUGGAGGCGCAGAGACUCCCUGGCCAAACUCGAAGCGAAAAGGAGACGGGAGACCCCCGCAGCGCCCUCGCCGUCGCAGCCUCUCCAGCUUCUCUCAGGGCCAGCUUCCUGCUUCCCGUCUUGCGCAUGGGCGCCGAAAAUCACUACGCACUCGUGGAGGACUUUGAAUGGUACCUGGCGCUUCUGGCGAGCAUUGCAGUGGACGGGGGGGAAAGUUCCGUCGAUUCAUACAGAGGCAGGCCUGCAGGCGCGGGGCUCGAGGAGGAAGGCGCAGAACCUUCAGUCUCCGGCCUCGUCGCUGAGCAACUCGUGGACAUCACCGUCCGCGUCCCCGCCGUGCGGCCCUGCGCCGCGCUCCUCGCCUCGCUGAUUUGCGACUCCGCUGGGGCCUCGACUGCAGGGCGCGAGACGCUGCGGAAAAUUCACCGCGCUCAUCAGCGUCAAGCUGGCGUCUUGCGCGAGGUCGAAGCUUUCCCAGAGAAAGCCGAACAAACCGUCGCUCCCGUCGUCGUCCGAGCUGCCGCCUGGAUUGUCGGCGAGUAUUUCGAGUAUUUGGACGGCAACCAUGCAGACGAGAACGUGGACCCUCGUGAAGGAGGAUCGCUGUCUUUCUACUUUGACGCCUGUCGCUCUCUCAUUCGUCUCGCCCGAUGUCUGGUGUUGCCGCCUCCCGUCCAGCAGGUAGUGGUUUCGGCUGCAGUGAAAGUUUUCCUGGGCGCAUGCAGCGCAGUGUCUCGGCGGCGUGGACUUGGACAGCCGCGUCUGUGUUCCGCGAAGGAAGACUUAACGCGCCUCUGCGAAGUGCAGGAAGCGAUGCUGGCGAUGCUUGAGAGGUGCAAAGCCGCAGCGGAGGGCGAACAUGGCAGCAGUCCGUCCAGCAGCGUCGAGGUGUAUGAUCGGGUGCGGCUGGCGGAGCAGCUCGUUCGUUUCUUCGGCCCAGGCGACUCGGAGACAGCAGGGCAGGGCGAGGGCCUGCGUGUGUGGGGUGUUCGACAGGGCGCCUUUCUCCCCGUUCUCCCCGGAGCGCAGCAGCAGGUUCCACUUGAUGCCUCUCUGGACCUCUCGAGUCCUUUCUUCGACUAUCGGCGUCUGCAGUCGCAGCAAGCCUCGGGAGCGCGCGCUCCCGAGGCUCUGCCGCAGGCUCCAAGUAGUGUGGGCGCAGCCUCCGAGGUCGGCGGCGCCCUGAACCGGAAAGGAGACACCUCGGGAGAUGCCUCAGGUGUGGGGUGGCGAGGCGGAGGUCCUUCCUCGAACGGGAAGAAGAGAUUUGACGUUAUUCGCAGCGCCAUUGCGCCUGGUCAGCCGCAAGGCUCUCCGGGAUCCACGACCUCGCCCGAGAAGCCUGCAUGCGCUGUCUCUCUGUGCCUCAACAGCAGCGGCCCCGAGGCGUCUCUUGUCUCGUCUUCGGUGUCUGCUGUCUCUUCUGUGGAGUCUCCGCCCAACUCAGGGGGCGGCGCAACCGCGGCUUGGGACAUGAAAGUCCGAAAGUGUCUGCGGCCUUCAGAGACGGCGCAGGAGGCAGGCGUCCCGCUUCCGCUGUCUCUGCAGCUGCAGCUGAAAGGUCGGCUCUGGCAGAGUUGUGGGGGAGACGAACUUCUGCGGAUCUUCUGUUGUGUGGGAGAAGUCCAGGGACCUACUGCGCCCGACGCGCCUCCCGCUGUCGCCGUCGCGCUCUGCUGCGAGAAGGCCGGAAGCGUGGAGACUGAAGUCUCGGAGGUCGGCAUUGUUUUCUCUGAGGCAGACUCUCUGGGCCUCCCUGCACUGGUUCCUCUCGCCUCUGAGCUGAAGAGGCGAAGCGAGCGCGUCGUCGUGAAACCUGCAAGCUUCUCUUCUCUCCUCUGCUGCGCAUCGACUGCCGAGCUUAGAGACUGGCGCCUCGAAGGCAGAAUUGUCUAUACGACAGAGAGUUCCUCCGUGGACUUCUCUUCGCUUGACGGAGACGCCGGCGUCGGCGAGCCUGACCGUCAGAAGCAGCAGCGCUCUGCUCCCUUCGCUGUCGAAAUUCCUGCAACUGUUGGACUGCUGCCUCUCCAGAUGACGGAGGACGAACUCGCGUCAUUUUUCACGCAAGCAGGCGGAGCAGUUUCUGCACAGCAUAGCGAGCGCGUGGCUGUUCGGACGCGAACGCCCAGUCCCGCCGCUGGGUGUACAGACACCUGGUGCGUCUCGCUGGGAGGAGGCGCGCCCACCUCACCGUUGUCAGUUCUUCAGUAUCUGCGAAUCGUGGCGUGUGCCGCAAAUAUGUUUCUGCUUCCGCAGCAGCCGCUGCCGGCGUCCGUCUGCUCUUCGGGGGUCUUGAAAUGUCUGCUUAUUGCUCAGCUGUACAACCCCGAUGGCGCCCACCAGCUUCAGACGAGGCUGGAGAAAGUGGAGGCUGGGCGCACAGAGUGCUUUGCGCCUCCGUCCCUGCCCGCAGAUCUGAGUGGGCAUCAGGUUCUCUUGGCCUUCGUGGCUUGUUCGUGUGGGGGCGAGAGUCCGAGAGAAAAAGACACGCCAGAGAAAACGAGCGAGGAAGGAAGCGGGAUUCUCCACUUCAGGGUCAACGUCAGGAGCGCGAGCGCGACAUGCAGCGAGGCGGUGUGCCGCCGGAUCUGCACUUUGCUCGAGGAAACGGCUUUUGGACGCUUGCAUGUGUUCACUGAGUAGACUGGCAAAAAAGGGAGACAGCUGCCGCACCAGAAACGGCUGCGCUCGAGCAAAGUCUGCACAGGCAACGGAUGCGUACGUUUCAAGGGUGGGUCUCCACAACAGAGGAGGCGCGAGUCAGAGCCAGAACGAGAUGCUGAGGGAACAAAAAGGGUAUAGUGGAGGGUUAAAAGAGAUUUCAGAAGAAGAAAGAGGAAACACAUCUGUGGAGACAAAGAGGCUGAAAGACAGGGGGAGGAACUUGAAUCAGUAUGCGAGGAGGAUCUCCGAGAGUGGAGAAAGACUGUGUCAGAUUCAUGAGAAAGAAGAGACACGACCGCCUUUGAUCUCCGUCAGAAAACGGCAUUCAAGCAUGUACAACUUUGAAAAUACAUCGAAACCCCUUCCAAGUUCGGCAGCGAAUUACGGGAGGACAGCCUGCUGGUGUUGUUUGUGCGUUUGCGCUUUUGUGGAGUCGACCACGGUAGCUUGGAGGCAAAGACCUAGAGAUGAAACAGUGUUUUCUGUCCUAAAAAGAGAACUGUUUGUCGUACAGAAGGCGCUGCAGCCGUGGCGAGAAGCCCUCAUGUGUGUCUUACAAUGCGCUGGAAACUGAGCGCAUUCGUUUCCUGUUUGUGGUAGAGUCUGGCCCAACUUGAGAGACUGUCAUGGAUGUGUUUGCUUUCGCCGCAUGUCAUUUCUCUUUUUUCCAAUGAUGCGCCGCCUUCUGUGGCGUAAGUUUGAUUAAAAUAAGAACGCUAGCAUGCUUGUUCUUCAGGAACUGUUGAGCACGAGGACUGCGUGCUCAGGUAGUGUGUCUUCGGUUUGAUUAUCCGUAUUGGCC
Messenger RNA from Toxoplasma gondii ME49, 6430 nucleotides. RefSeq names its product adaptin n terminal region domain-containing protein. Gene Ontology annotation, biological process: protein targeting to vacuole; Golgi to vacuole transport. The transcript is spliced from 12 exons. The coding region runs from base 1540 to 5607 and encodes 1355 amino acids. The record is from RefSeq and is a predicted model, not a curated record. Gene Ontology annotation, cellular component: endosome membrane; AP-3 adaptor complex; membrane coat. Lineage: Eukaryota; Apicomplexa; Conoidasida; Eucoccidiorida; Sarcocystidae.